AUGUACUUCCUUGUCAAAUGGCUUUGUGUCGCCAUUGUUCGCUCCUUCUUCAAGGAGGUUGCGGUCAUUUACAAAGAAAGAAUCCCUCUCUAUGGCCCCGUUAUUUUCGUCGGGAACCACAACAACCAAUUUCUGGAUGCAUGUAUGCUGGUGUCCAUAAUACCUCGCCAAGUGCGUUUCCUCAUUGCUACCAAAUCCCUCAAGCGUCGCGUUGUUGGCUGCCUUGCCCGCAUGGCCGCCUGUAUAGGAGUGCGCAGAGGAGAAGAUGAGAGCCGCAAGGGCUCGGGUUUAAUCCAAAUCAUGGAGCACCCGACACCCACAAACUCUGGCCUGCGCGCUCAUCAGCAGCCCCAGGAGGAGCAGGUGCCGCAGGGGCAGCAGCGGGAGAGGGAGCGGGAGCGGGAAGAAGGGGAUGCAGGACAAGACGAUAGGCACGCGCGUGGCAGCAGCUUCAUUGGCAGUGGUGUCAACAAUAACAGCAGCAGUACCAGCAACAGCGGCUGCAAGGGCAGUAGCGACUCUGUUGCAGGUGCUCGUGUCUCAGGGCUCUCCCUUUGUCGCAGUCUGUCUGCCUCUGUUCGGGGUGUGGGGUCUCAGUUUAGGAAAGAAGUGUUGCCAGGAGACACCUUGUUAACAGGCAAAGGAGCGUAUCAUGUCAAGGCCGUCUUCAGCGACACAGAGAUGCUGGUUUCCCCAGACCCACAGCCGCUUCCCCCUUUCUCCUCCCUUCACCGCAACGACUCAUGGAGCGUACAAAAUGCAUCCGCCAAGCACAGCUUCGGAGAGGGAGACGCAGCAGUCCACGCGGAUGCUGCUGCGCCUACCUCACCCACAGCAGGAGCCGUUGCAGCAGCAACCAUGGGGCCCGUCACGCCAGCACGACCUCUGGAGAGGAACGGACAUCGUGUCGAUGAAAAGGCAACAAAACCCAAAAAAGGGGACGACUCCAUUGACGAAGUGCAGCUGGAUCAGCAGCCAGAGCAUCAGCGGGUAGAAACACGAGCUGAAUCACCUUCAGUGACAGCGGCAGAGCCCCCGGAGAGCCAUAAGCGUCAGCAAACUCAUGAAAGUGACAUUGCUGCUGCUGCAGCAGAUGCAGCAGAUGCUGCUGCAGCAGCUGACGCCGCAGCAGAAACGGCCGCGCGUGUUGCUGCUGCGCUAGCAGCAGAUGCAGUUGCCGCUGCAGCUGAAGCUUCGGCUGCAGCCGAUGCAGCGGCAGAAGCGGAGUAUGCUGCUGCUGUAGCACAGGCAGCGCUGGAUUCUGGGAGCAGGCGGGUGGAGCAGCAGCAGGAGAAGCGGAGAGACAGCAUCGAACACCAGCAGCAACCGGAUACUGGCCUGAGGAGACGUUUCUCUAGUCGCAUGGCGAAAGACAUGGCAGCUCACGAAGCUGCCUCAACAGCAGCAGCAGCAGCAGCCGCCGCCAGAGCUUCUCACGGGAUAUCAUGCGGCACUUCUGCCGGCGCUGCUGCUGUUGCGGCGGCAGCCGCCGCUGCGGCAGAGGCAGAGCAGGCGGCACAGGUGGCAGAAGUUGCUGCUGCAGUUGCUUCAGCGGAAGCAGAUGGGGAGGACGGCUUUGGGCCUCCAAUGGAAUACAGAAUAGCCCCAAGAAUAGAUCAGUCAAAAGUGUAUGAGGCAGUCACAGCGAGUUUGGUGGAAGGAGACACAAUCGGCAUUUUUCCAGAGGGAGGGAGCCACGACCGCACAACACUAUUGCCUCUGAAGGCGGGGGUGGCCAUUAUGGCACUGACGGCAAUGCAACACGGGGCUGAGGAGGUGUUGAUUGUCCCCGUUGGCCUCACUUACCACAACCCCCACAAGAUGCAGUCCAGGGCUAGUGUCCACAUAGGCGACCCCGUGCCUGUCACCAGAGAAAUGGCCCUUGACUACGCUGUGGACCGCCGGGGUACCACAGCAAAGAUCCUUAACCACGUGGAGAGAGGCCUUCGGUCCUGUAUCAUUACAGCUCAAGACUAUGAGGCAAUGGCCCAAAUACGUUUAUCAGCAAGCUUGUACCCUCCUGAGCGCCUACGUCUCGCUGAGGCGCGCUACUUCUUGUUGAUGCAGCUCAUCAGCAAAAUAUUCUGGAGAGCAGCUAACGACCCCCUUUUACUUGAUUUGCGGCAAAGUCUGUCUAAUUACGCAUCGGCCUUGGAGGCGCGGCGACUAGCUGAUCGUCAGGUUUGGCUUUUGAAGCAAUCUCCCUCAGGAGCUACUUUGUGUCUUGCGGAGACACUUGUGGCGAUUGUCUACUGCGCCAUCAUCGGCUUACCGCUGCUGCCUCUUUGGGCGCCCCUUCGCGUAAUAGCAAAUGUAUUGGCAGACAAACAAAGACGCAAGGCCUUGAGAGAGAGCCGCGUCAAACUGAAGGGCACAGAUGUAGUGGCGAGCUACAAGGUGCUGGUGCUCCUAGUGCUUGUCCCUCUCUUCAAUCUCAUCUAUGGUUUUCUCUUCGGGAUCCUCUUCCUCAACACUUGGCUUGAGUUGGUGCUUUCCAUGGCAACGGGUGUCGUCGUGCUGCCCAUCCUUUACUACUUCAGCAUGCGUAAAGCGGAGAGGUUGUUGCCCCUAUUGCAGCAAUUACGGAUCGUGACGAUGGUGGUAGUGGGGAGUGUCAACAUAUGGAGACAGACAGACAAGGAGCUUAUCACCCAGAGAAUACUCAUGCAAAUCAAAGUGCGUGACGUUGUGCAUCAACUGGGACCGGCCGUUUCGUUGACUUUCUCGCAAGAUAUUCAGAGAGCCUUGCCUACGGUGUUGUUGGAUGUUGACACAAAGCGACUGUUGCGGCUGCGUCGGCAGUUUGCACCUUUGCAGAUGAAGAUGCCUUACAGCGGCGCGACAGAAGUAAUAUAA
This is a messenger RNA of Eimeria tenella, 2856 nucleotides long. Its product is annotated as glycerol-3-phosphate acyltransferase, putative. Bases 1 to 2856 code for a protein of 951 amino acids. Gene Ontology annotation, cellular component: endoplasmic reticulum membrane. The transcript is spliced from 15 exons. Gene Ontology annotation, biological process: phospholipid biosynthetic process. Gene Ontology annotation, molecular function: glycerone-phosphate O-acyltransferase activity; glycerol-3-phosphate O-acyltransferase activity. NCBI's taxonomy places the organism in Eukaryota, Apicomplexa, Conoidasida, Eucoccidiorida, Eimeriidae. The record is from RefSeq and is a predicted model, not a curated record.